UUCACUGUGCCAAUACUUUUGUUCGUCACUGUAUGUAUGUACAUACAGAUAUGUAUGUAUAUGUUAAAUGCUUAAAUCUGUUGAUGGAUCUGCGCAGACUCCAUUUAAAGCCGUUGUAGCAGCACAAUUCCCUCCACUGUCCGUAGCAUUUGUUAAAUAAAAGCAGUGGUCCAAGGUGAGCGUAUACGCAGUACUUAUUUAGCAGUCGUUACUUUCAAAUACAGUUUAACAAUCGCGGUGGGAAUACAACCACGGAAAACUUUAAAACAAUAAAAUAGUUUAGUACUUUUAACAAUGUUACUGUUACGCUUAGGCCUCCUACUCUUACUCUCCAUAAUUGCUGUUUCUACGAGGGAAUCAUGGCUAAAGCCUGGUUGUCAUAAAGUAGGGAAUACGCGCAAGAUAUCCAUACCCGAUUGUGUGGAGUUUCGCAUUACAACUAACGCUUGCCGUGGCUUCUGUGAGUCAUACGCAGUGCCGUCAAUACCCUGGGGCCUGGCAGGACCGGGAGUAUUUAGACCGGUAAAACCGGUUGUUUCGGUGGGUCAAUGCUGUAAUAUAAUGGAAUCGGAGGAAGUACAAAAACGUGUGCUGUGCAUGGGUGGUAUGCGUAACAUAACUUUUAAAUCAGCAGUAUCCUGCGCUUGUUAUCAUUGCAAAAAGGAUUAAAUAUCGCUCUACGCAAAAAAUUGAGUGGAAAAAAUGUGUUAAAAUGUGAUUUUUUUUUAUAAGUGUAAUAAGUUCAAAUACACUCUGAGUCAUGCCUUGUUGAAGAUUAUGCAUAUUAAAUAAAUAUUUAGCAUUAUGAAAGGAAAAUGCUCAACUUUAAUGUUAACGGCAGGUUAAUUCAAUUUUAAAGUGAUUAAACAAUAAUUUAUUUAUUAAACAUUUACAUAUUAAUAUGGAUCGUUAGAAUAAC
This is a messenger RNA of Rhagoletis pomonella (apple maggot), 919 nucleotides long. RefSeq names its product thyrostimulin alpha-2 subunit (gene Gpa2). Gene Ontology annotation, biological process: cell surface receptor signaling pathway. The record is from RefSeq and is a predicted model, not a curated record. The transcript has 2 exons. The coding region runs from base 295 to 669 and encodes 124 amino acids. NCBI's taxonomy places the organism in Eukaryota, Metazoa, Arthropoda, Insecta, Diptera, Tephritidae. Gene Ontology annotation, molecular function: hormone receptor binding.